UGGCAUGCGUACUAAUAUUAAAAUCAAACAGGUUCCCGUUCAAUCCGAUUUACAAUAUUUACCAAAAAGAUAAGGAUUACAUGAGUUUGUCCGGUUAAAAUCACUUAUAUUGAGAUCUUACAAAUACAUAAAACAGUAUCCAUUAUGUAAUAGAAUUUAUAUAUUAUAGAAAACUUAUGUAUUGUUAAAGUUCAUGCAGAUGUCACCGACAUAGCAGCUGGGAUGCUGACUAAUUUGUAUGAUUGAUUUCAUAUUUCUGUAGAAAUUUGAUCACUGUAAAAUGUGAAUUGCUUUAAAAUGAUGUCCUUCAUGACAAAAAAGAAGCGGUUUAAGUUUCAAGUAGAUUUCGGUUUACAGGAGUUAUCAUCAGUACCCUUUGUUAGUGGAAUACUGUAUGCUAAAGUACGCUUAAUUGAUGGAGGAAGCUUUUUAACUCAAUCUGAGAGGGAAGAAGUAAACAACCAUAGUGUAUUGUGGAAAUCCAAAUUUAAUUUCCAGUGUAAAAUUACAGCCAAUGCCAACACAGGGUAUUUAGACCCAUGUAUGUGUAGAAUAUCUGUACGAAGGGAACUCAAAGGAGGGAAAGCAUCUCAUAAAUUAGGUUUUGUAGAUAUAAAUCUAUCUGAGUUUGCUGGAUCAGGGAAACAGUCAAGAAAGUUCUUGUUGGAGGGUUAUGACACCAAACAUAGACAAGACAACUCUACUGUGGAAAUCAUGAUAGAUAUGAGAUUGGUAUCGGGUGAUCCAAUAUAUAAAGUUCCUACAAAACCACAUACCGUGCCAGGGGAUGUAACUGCAGCAGAUUACCCUGAACCACACCCAGCAGGACCUCUGGAUGAUCAUAGUGAAUCCUCUAGUGGGUUUGGAAGUCUAACACGCAAAGAAAAGACAACUACAGACAAUUUAGAAUUAGAGCAUGGUCCAGAGUUAAUUAAAGGCCAUUCUCGGAAUGAUAGCUAUGCAAGUCAGCACUCUCGUGGGUCAACAGGGUAUUCCUCACAACAGCAUAGUAGACAGUCAAGUAUAGGAAAUGAUAAUCCUACGCAUACUAGAAGUCCCAGUGCUGGUUCAGCUCUACAGUAUGAUCUCAAGAGGGGAAAGGUAAAGGAUGAUUCUAUUAAAGUAAAGUUGAGAGUUGACGAUACAAGGGUCGAUGCAGAAGAUCUAGUGAAUGAACUUCUUAGUUCUGCUGAUUUUGGUUUAAAAGAUCAAAGUGAAUCUUCAGGGUUAGUACUUAUAGUUGACAAAGAUGGAACUACAGCACUUCGAUAACAACAAAGACCUAUUAUGUUAAAACUUUGUCUCAUAGAAAUAAUUGUGUUAUAUUAAACCAGUAUCAUACAUGUCAUAUAUUCCAAUGUAACAUCAACAAAUUCUUUAUCUGAACCAUUAAUUACUUACCAUUACUAUAAUGACAAUUUUCUCAUCAGUAACAUCACGGACUUCAUACAUGGAAAAAGCUUUAAAGAAAAAAAUAUAAGAAUAAGAUAAAAACUAAUAUAUAUUGUUAUUCCAUGCUUCUUGUCAAAAUUACUGACAGAAUAUUAAAUUGAUGUUCAAACACUUUUUGUAACAACACAUAUGUAUAUCUGAAAUGCAAUGUACUGUUACAUUUUGACAAAAUAAUGGACAUUUUUUUAUUGAAUAUAAGAUUGUCAAUUCUAUCAUAGUGACAAAUAUAGCUCUGUAGAUAUGUGAUACAAAUAAUAUUGCUACUUACGACAAGACCUUUUAACAGAUGCCAGUAAACUCUAACUUGUCUCAUUUACUUAUCAUGACAUUAGAAUUAGUUUAUUUACAUUAUUUAAUCAUGAAACGCCAUGAAAAUCUCACAUUUUGUUGAGAAAUAUAUUGAGAAUUGAGAUCAUGUCCCAAGACACCAAUAUUUUAUUCUAUAGGGCUUUGGUACUAUUUUGUGAGAUUAAUUAUAGUAUGAGGUUUUACACUUAGCGGUAUAGAUUGGAGUACAUGAUAUAACACUCACUAUUAAAUGACAACCUUGUAAUGGCAAUUUUUUAUUUUAAAGGCAUUUAUAUGAUGAUAAUAGAGUAUUAAUGUCUGCAAAAGCGAUUAAAAGCCAUCCAUGUAGAUUGGCAGAUUAAAUAACAUGAUUUAACACAUAACUACACUUCGAUCUUGACACCAAAUUUUGUACUGUUCAUCCAGGAUUACAUUAUACCAUGUAUAAAUGAAUCUAUCAGAGGGGUAAUUUUAGACAAACUCUGCCUAAUUCUUAAAACAUUACGAUUGAUCUAAAUAUUUAUAAAGCUUAUAUGCAUAUCUGCUAUCGAAGUAAAUCUUUGCCUAGCUAGAUUUAAAGUGAUUCAGAAAAAUACUGAGAGCCUUUAUUUUCUGAAGUGCAGAUUAAAAAAAUUAUUGUGGACAUUAUAGUUUUAUAAAAUAGUUAAUUAAUUCAGCUGGCCUAUAGGAUGUAUAGGGACAUUGUAAGCUUUUGCCCAAUGGAGUAUGUCAGUGACUUAUCACUUUAAAUUUAGACUUUCAAACACUUAUUCUUUAAAACAAAUAAAUACUACUUGUUGUUAUAUACAUGCCUUUAAAAUAAAAUUAAAAUGGUUGUGUAUUGACAGAAAUAAUGUCUCAAUACAUAAGAUGGUUAAAUUUUUUUAUUUAUAUUUAUGGUUAUAAUUUAUUUAUUAUAAUAAGUGCUUAUUGUUUAAAGAUAGGUGUAUAUAGUUAAUAAACAAGAGUUGUGAAUUACAUUAUUGUAUUUGCUCAUUAACAUUUUAUUAAUGUCCAUUCUGUACAAAUUAAGUGAAGAAAUCGUUGAACUAAAUAUUUGGGUAUUAUUUUUAUCAAUAUUAAUAUGUGUAAUAAUAAUAGUCUGUGAUUUAUUUAUACUUUUCAUUUCUUAUGUUGUCUCCUUCGUAAUAAUUCUGAACCUUUCUGACUGAUGAGUUGCCAUAGAAACAGUAACCAUGUGCAUUUAUCAGUAUUAUAUCUAAAUGAGAUUAUAACAUAUAUAUAUUGUACUUUUGUUAAUCCAGUAUUUUGUGAGAAUUAAUAAUUUAUAAUGAGGUUUGCUUCCAUUACUUCUUCCUCUAGAAUAAAUGUUACCUAGGUUACUGUUGUAAAGUUUAAAAUAUGAUCUCAUAUAUGUUGGUUCUUCCAAUUCAAAAAUAAAUGUGCACUUAUUCGUGCAAAUUUUAAUUAGAAUUCUAUUUAAUUUAUACAAGGAAUUUGAAAAGGAAAUAUAUAAUGAGGGGUAUCUGCACGGAAGAAUGCUAAAUAAAAUUGCCAUUUCACCAUAAACAAACAAUUAAAAAUUCCUUGCAAGUUGAUCUAUUUACUGAUUUCAUGAAGCAUGGUGAAUAACAAACUUUUUUCAUGGCUACAUGUGAAAACAAGAACUGGAACAAGAAAUAUAGGAAAACAGGUCAAUAGAAUAAUUAAAUCCUUACAAUUAGACUUCUAUCCUGAAAGCAGUAUCCCAACACUAAAACAUGUAAUACAAUCUUUGAUGGGUUUACUUUUACGCAGAAAGUUGGUUUAGAAAAAAGGAGGACAGCUUUCAAACAUAAAUCCAUGAUUCAUAUUAUUUUAUUUUACCAGUAUAUGAAUUGUUUUUUUGCUGUGAAAGAAAAAUGAAAAUAUCAAAGACUUUUUACAAAAACGAUAUCUAUUACCUUCCACAAAUAGACACAUAACUUUUGCUAACCAAUAGAAUUGAUAUACAGAAAAUUUAAGACAACUUCCAAGUAUUUGGGGUUAAAUUGUACUUUUUGGAAAAAAAGUAUGAAUGCUGAAAAUAUCAGUUAUUUUUAGUAUUUUGCAUUCUGAUUGUUUCUCUUACACCAGAGAAACUACAUAUUAUUUCUAUCCUAAGUUAAUUUUAUAACAAUAGUUAUGUGUUAUGUUGCUUGUUUAUGUAUUGUUAGUGUGAAUUUGCUCAAUACUAAUUCAAGCCUAUUGGCGCUCUAAUUAUUAUUACAAAAAGAUAAGAAUUUUCUUCAAAAAAAAUAUAUAUCAAUUUUCCUGUCGAUUUAGGAAAACAGAAAAUGCUCAAUUUAUUGUUUUAAAUUGUGGAGAAAAAGUGCCCUACUUUUAAUGAGUGAUUGGUCAUAUCUUAAGUGUCAAAAUGCUGAAUUAUGUUUUUGAAGACCAGAAUUAAAGUUUGUUCGGCCUAACUUUAUGUACUUUUAGUGUAUUUUUUAUGCAGCUUAAAAUUUGUUGUGCCUUGUUUACUUAUUACUGCUGGAUGCAGUUGUGUAUGUCCAAAAUGUAAUUGUAGAUGAGUUCAAUUUUGUUAAAACUUCCUUGAGUAGAAAGCUGAUAUGAAAAGUAAAAUUGGGCAAAUAUAAAAUGUAUGUGGACCUCCAGAUGUUUUUUUUAUUCUGUAUCAUUGGGUUGCUGUCUCAUUGACAAUAAUUCCCUAACAUUCCUCUUCAUAUUGAGAAUUUUAAAUACAAUUUAUUGAGAGGACACUUUUCUAAAUCAUAUGUAAUUGUUUUUUCUUGUACCAUGGUAUAGGUCUACAUUUCAGAUCAAAUAUUUGUCAGUCAUUCAGAUAAGAUUGUUUUUUAAUAUAAUAGUAGAUACAUAUCUUUGAUUAGAAAUGAGAUCAUGUGAGCUUCUAAGUAAAUUAAGGUACAGGGCUUGAGCUUUAUUCUUACUGUCUCAUGGUUUGCAUUCAUUAAACUAUAUUCCAUUGUUUGUAGAGAUUUGGGCAUAGUUAAUAUUUUUCACUAGUUGCGUUUUGAGGUUUCCAUUAGAGCCUAAGUUUGAGAAGAAAAAACAGGUUUACUUUAUUGAAAAAAGAAAAUGUCUUACUUUAUUGAAGUGUAUUGAAACAAAUUAUGUACCAGAAUAAUAAUCUUUAGGAUUUAAAACAUUGAUUUUAGUAAGUGCAUGGCACACAAGUCAUAUUAUUAUCACAAGAUGGAUGAUUUAAUCUUUUUUUGAUUGACUAACAAAAGUUUUGCAUAGCUUUAGUUCAUAUGAAUAGUUCAUUGUCAUAAAUUUUCAUUUCUUUGAUAAAAUACCAGUCAUGAUAUAAUUUUAAAAGAUAUAUGAUUUUUUUGUAUAAAGUAUAUUAUAUACCCAUCUCUUGCCUUGUUUGUGACCUCAAACCUCAUGUGGGUCAAGUCCUCAAUAAAUUAUGCAGCAGGGACUCUUUUCGCACAAAAAAUCUUCAUCAAAAACUUAAUCAUAAGUCUUACAGACAUGUUCAAGACUUGCAAGUAUUUAUUCUCUUAAGAUUUUUUGUGUAAUAAGUCAGUUUUUAACUAAUAUCUAUAAACAUAAGAUAGAUGUUGUCUUGUUCUUCCUUUCAUAUUUGUUUUCUGUUUAAAUGACUGAAAUGGAGGGACUAAUGGAUUACCCUUGGUGUGUAUGUCAAACUCAAUUUAUGUACUGUUGAAAUUCUUCUUACCAACUUCCAAAAUGAGAAACAUUACAUGCUUGAUGUUUAGAAUGCUAUAGCUUUUGUGUUUUAUUAACUCUGUCUUGUACUGUUUCCUCUUUCAUUUGAUUUAACUUCAAAGUUUCUUUACCCGCUUUAGAUUAUUAUUGAUAGAAAAUAAGGAAUUUUUUUUUAAAUUUUCAUGAAUAGAACUAUUACAUUAGUUGUCGACCCCAAUUUUCACGGUCCACUGAACACAGAAAAUGAUAGUGCGAGUGGGGCAUCCGUGUACUAUGGACACAUUCUUGUUUUUUAUCAAUUUUAAAUAAUAUCUGAUUCAAUGGUAGACUUACUAGACUAUUCCAUUGAUUGUACCCUUGGAUGAUGUCUAUACAAUUUUGAACAAAAUUGGUCUAAAGUGUUUAAACUUUAACAUUUUGGUCUUUGUGUUAAGUUGACUUAAAUCUAACAAUUCAGGGCUAAAGAUGUUUGUACUUAUAACUUGAUAAGGCAGCCUUUGAUCUUUGAUAAUGUCUGCCAUAAUCUUAUUGUGGUGUGAUCUGUCUUUUGAAAAUAUGUAGAUUAUCUUAUUAUUGUAAAUGUUACCGUUGAAAAAAAUCGUAUAGAGGUAGCUUUACUUAUCCAUAGUUCUACUGAUGUUGUAUUUCAUCUAUAAUAUAUUUUCUUAUGAAAGUCUGUAAAAUUGGAAAUAUUAAGAAUUUACAUUGUUAGAAAAACUGAAAUUAUGUUCACCUUUUUAUAUUCUGCACAGUAUAAAUAAUUUAUUGUAAAGUUUUUUCAGUAUUUUUGUUAGCUCAGCUUGCCUAAUGACCAUUGUUAGAAGUAUUGCUUACUUAGUUUCAAAUCUGCAUUGAAGACCUUGACCCAUAUCUCACAUGACUCCUUAUACAAAAAUGUUGUAAAAUCUUUUGAUCAGUACUGACAAAAUAAUUCAUUUUCCAUUGAUAAAGCAUCAAUUGAAUUUAUUUACAGUUAAAUAGAAGUUUCCAUAACAAUAUUUAUGGCAGGACUAAAUUAUCUUGCAUACAAAUUAUCUUUUUCUUCUCCAUAGAAAUUUUCUUAUAAAAAAAAGGACUGAAUAAUGUAAACACAUUUAUAAUAAUAAUAAAGAAAUUGAAAAUCAUGUGAUCUGAAGAUAGGUCAUGAAUGGCGCUUAACAAAGAUUUAAAAAUCAGAACUUGUUUAGUAAGGAGACAUUACUACAUUAUAAAACUAAGUGUACUUCUUUUCUUAUAUAAUACUUAAGUUUUAUAGUGAUGUUUUGAUAGUAUUUAUAUAGAAUAUAUGUAUUGAAAUGUUCUUUUUUUAAUAGAAUAAAUGAACAAAAAGAAA
Messenger RNA from Mytilus trossulus (common blue mussel), 6712 nucleotides. RefSeq names its product early estrogen-induced gene 1 protein-like. Bases 298 to 1272 code for a protein of 324 amino acids. NCBI's taxonomy places the organism in Eukaryota, Metazoa, Mollusca, Bivalvia, Mytilida, Mytilidae. The record is from RefSeq and is a predicted model, not a curated record. The transcript is spliced from 8 exons.